UAGUCAGUCCCGGUCCCUAGCUGGGUCGAUGGAUCCGGACGGGGGCGCUAUUCCAUUUCAGAGCAGCCUCAAAAUGGCGGACUAUGGGCACGAUUCUGGCGGUAGAGUGAAGGGCAUAAAUCUUGUCAAGCCUAUCGUCUAUGGCAAUAUCUCACGCUACUUCGGCAAGAAACGUGAAGAGGAUGGACACACUCAUCAGUGGACAAUCUACGUCAAGCCACAUCGAAAUGAGGACAUGUCGACUUACGUCAAAAAGAUCCAGUUUAAACUGCACGAGAGUUAUGCCAAUCCACUGAGAGUUGUCACGAAGCCACCUUACGAGGUUCAGGAGACAGGCUGGGGAGAGUUUGAGAUCAUUAUCAAGAUCUUCUUUGUGGAUCCAAACGAAAGACCAGUCACAUUGUAUCAUUUUCUCAAGCUCUUCCAGACGGACACGAAUCUCUUCCUAGGUAAAAAGACUCUGGUUUCAGAACACUAUGAUGAAAUGAUUUUCCAGGACCCAACUGCCAUGAUGCAACAACUUCUCUGCAGCUCCAGAGUUCUAACGUUAGGGGCUCACAAACAUGAGACAGAUUUUAAUGAACUUGAGGAAAAGACAGUCACUGCUCUCCAGUCUGCCCGGAAGAAGAUCCGAUUUGAGAUAACGGAGCUGAACGAACGGCUGAAGCAGAGCAAAGACACGAUCACACACUUCAAGGAAGAAAUCCGGAAACUGGAAGAACAGGAGAGGAAGAAAGAACGGGAGAAAGUCAAAGAGAAAGUCACAUGACAGAUCACAUGGUCACCAAGUCACCUGAAGACUGUCACCUGAUAUUAAGACUGGAUACAACUUGAAGCAUUUUGCCCUUGCUGCCUUGAAGCUGAUAUCACAUAGGAACGUUAAUAAACAGAAUCCAAUAAAGCACUCUGUUUCAUCUGUUUUAUUGAACUUUCCUCAGUACAAUAUAUUCCUUGUUACAUUGGUGUUAACAAGUGGAAGUGAAAGCAAGCCAACGCCAAAAUUAAUAAAGAUUUUGCCCUCCCUUUUAAUACAAGAAAUUAAAAAGGAUUGAUAGAGUCUCGCCCUGUCAGUUGUUUAUCACCGCAAUUCCACUUAUUCUAGAUCAGCUCUUAAUAUGCAUUGUGAAGCUAUUUCGAUAGCCCAUCCAUUUUGCUUGUAAGGACUGCUAAAUUGUGUAAAUAAAAUAAGUUUGAGUAGGUUGAGGUGCCUUGAACUUUG
Acanthaster planci (crown-of-thorns starfish) is the source of this 1219-nucleotide messenger RNA. RefSeq names its product YEATS domain containing 4 (gene yeats4). Lineage: Eukaryota; Metazoa; Echinodermata; Asteroidea; Valvatida; Acanthasteridae. Gene Ontology annotation, biological process: regulation of DNA-templated transcription. The record is from RefSeq and is a predicted model, not a curated record.